This is a messenger RNA of Penicillium samsonianum, 1575 nucleotides long. Its product is annotated as nucleic acid/nucleotide deaminase domain-containing protein. NCBI's taxonomy places the organism in Eukaryota, Fungi, Ascomycota, Eurotiomycetes, Eurotiales, Aspergillaceae. The coding region runs from base 1 to 1575 and encodes 524 amino acids. The record is from RefSeq and is a predicted model, not a curated record. The transcript has a single exon.
AUGAGCGGAGGACAUUCAAGGUCUCCGCUGAUCUCCCACCAGCCUAAAAGACUGCGGUUGCUUUACGAGCCUCUCUGCUUGCUCCACACUCUGAGUGAAGUCCGAGGGGAUCGAAUCAAGCCCGGCGAUAUAUCCCUUGAAGGCCCGGGGUUGACUGCCCCCAGAUGUUAUCGAUCCUUUGUUGACGCCAUUGCCUAUAUAUGUGCAUACCAGAAGAAACCUGGCUACGUCACCGCCGCAGCCCUCGAAGAGGCCCCCGAUGCGAUAGUGGUUCUGCUGGCUGCCAACGAUGGUAUUGAUCCGGCAGUCGUCACUCUUCUGGAGAAGGUGCUCAUGAUACUUUCAUGGAUUAUUGAUAAGCCUACGGUUCGACUAGACACGAAUGAGGGCCGAGGGGUAAUGAAAAUAUUGACUACCCAUGUACUGGACCUCAACACCCCCAAAAUUUUCGAAUACUACCAGCAGGUGAAAAAGUUUGUCCCGUGGGUGAUGGGAAAAUUGGAUACCGAGCCUGGACCACCACGAGCAGAUCACGACAGCAUCCUCAACAUCCGCGACUGGUUUGCAACGUACUUUUCGAAGGGCAGUACGCAGCUUCAGGAAAACGAUAUGCCAAGCCUAGCCCUCUCCAGCUAUAGGGACCGGGAGGUGUUCAAGGCCUUACAUCACACCACCGGGAGCCUUGAACAAUCCCGUAAUUUCGAGAGACUCCAUAAGCUGCUCUACAAACUGGGGAAGCACGUGGCUCAGUGUAAGCGACUGAUCCAGGCCACCAUUAGGCUUCGCUCAGAGUUAUCGCGAGGCUUGCGCAUCGAGACGAUUGGCGGGUCGCGGGAGGACCGAAUCGCUCUUUUGGCCCGUACUUGCAACAUUCAGGACAUUAGUCACCGUAUGUUCUCUGACGCGGCAAAGCGAGAUAUUUUCCUGCAGCAUUUGCAGCAAAUUUACUCAGAGAAAGAACUGGACCGGGUGCUGUCCAAGGAUAUCUGUAAAGGCAAAACGCGCGUGCACGCGGAACUUUUAGUCCUCGAUCACUUUGAGCAGACGGGCGGCAGGUUCCUAAACGAGAGGGACAAGUACAUUGGAUGCAGCAAGCCGGCAUGCUAUCUCUGCCAUCUGUUCAUGUCUUGCCACCCGGGAGGCUAUGCGAGCCCUCCUUCCCACCAGAAACUCUAUCUGAAGUGGCGGCUUCCUGAUGUCCGCACGGAUGAACAGAAUGCCGCGACGCGCUUUCAGCAUCAAGAGGAUGUUCUGUUUCGCAUGAUCGACACUGUCAGGGGGGCUUUAACAAACGAUAUCGUUACCAAUGUUGGUAAGCGGAUGGGCUUCGCGGACUCCACAGCGGGAGGCACCUCAACCAUUAUUGACAUCGAAACAAACCUCGGCCCAUCCGUGGCUACCCUCUCCCUUGACGAACUACGAAAGACGCUUGACCUUCAAUAUGGGGCUGGGCAGGGUUCUCGGAAACCUCACAUCGACCCAAGUUUUAAUCCUCGGGGCGUUCCCUAUUUUCCCAGUGAGAUCAGCGCAGAGGCUGAGAGUGAUGAUUCCGACACUGGUGGGGUGGAGAUUUGA